AUAGCAGAAGAGCCCUAUGUGGGGCUCGAUCCCAUAACGCCGGGAUCACGCCCUGAGCCGAAGGCAGACGCUUAACCGCUGUGCCACCCAGGCGCCCCUAUCUGGUCAGUUUUGAAGUCCAAAUAUUCUGUCUCUGUGAUUUCCUUCUCAGCUCCCUUCCUCAUUUUCACGAGUUCAGGCUUUUGUUACCCCUCGAGGGAACUACAAAGUCCUGAUUGCUCCACCUUCAGUUUCCCCCAUCUGCAGCUUAUUCUGUACAUACACCAAUGCAGUAGCAUCAGACAUAAGCUCAAAUCUUAAGAGCCCGGGCUUUCACUAGCUAUGCUACUUUGGACAAGUAAGUUUACCAACUCAAGCUUCAUUUAUAAUUUAAGAAUUUGGAUUUUUAAAAUUCGAUCAUGUAUAUUAAAUGGCAGUUUAAUGAGUACCCAGUCCCAAAUUCUUAGGAAACUUUCCUCCCACCACUCGGUAACUCUCAUGAGCCCCUGGUAAGUUUAAGUAAAUCUCAAUGUCAUAAUGGUUUUCUGAAUAAAGCAUAAAUUCAUGCUUGGCAUUCAAGGGCCUUGUUGAACUGGCCUUGAGCUACUUACCGUUCUGACCUCUCAUUUUUCCCUUUCAUAUGCCCUGUACUGAAGCCAUGCUGACUUUGAAUUUGCUUCUUUAAGGUCCCUGCCUCUAGCCUUUCACUUGUCUUCACCAUCUCUACAUAUACACAUCCUAGUGAGUAAAUGUAAUUCCCUCCAUAAAGCCUUCCCUGACUCCCCCUGCCUUCCUUCCCUCCACUCUUCUGUCCAGUCUUUUCUAAUUUGCAGAGCCUGGUGCUUUUGUCAUUACUGUCUUGGUGAGUGGCUAAAAGAGGGAUUAAUAUACUGUCUUUUGGAAAGUCUGCAAGCAGGAAAGGGCUUAUACGGGUCAUGAGAGUUCCUGCAGAGUGUGUGGAAAGUUUUCUCAUGGGUUUGGAAAUACACGUGAGCUCACAAAGCAUCAAAAUCCUUAGUAUCCCAUUUAAAAUAAGCUUCACGUCACAUCGUAUUGCUUAAUGAGCCACUCUGUAGCCAUCUUUAUGUAAUAAAAACACCUUAGGAUGGUAGUUACUGAUGCCCAACAGGUACAAACUAAUACUGUGGAGUUUCCACUUGCCACUAAAUAAAUGCUUGUAAAGUCUAGCGAGCCUAAGAUGAAAGGCAUUUCGUAGAUUUAAAAUGUGCAAGAUGUAACCAGUCUUCUGUAUCCUUCUCUAAUCAGAACUAAUCCUCCAAGAGAGAGGGGUGCAUGAAAAGACGGUAAAGAAUCUGGGGAAGUGUGGAUCUGGGGUCUCCAGAUUGUCCUAGGGGGCUGGUGGUUUAAGACUGGAGCAAAGGCAAAAUGUCGGGUUCAAAACUUGGAGAGGGAGCUGUGUUAGGGUGUGAGGAGACUCCACCCGGCUGUCUUUAAUUAAGAGACAGCAGGAAGGGCCAGGAUUGUUCUUUCUUCUAAGUUCACUGAAAGAAAAUCCAACCAAAUUUUGUUCUUAGGAAUUUCAAAAUAAGUAGAGAAUUCUUUGAACUCUGUAAUCAACUAACUGGAAACUAAUUUGAAAUUUGGCUUCAGUACUUAGAUUUGUGGUUACAGGAGUGGGGGAAGCAUCCAAAGAGGUUCUCUGGAGCUCCCUGUACUUGUCUUUUAAAAAGUUUACACACAGCAUGUGAAAUGAACAGAUGCUUUUUUUGUUGGAGCUAUCAGGGUAACAAGAGGCUGAAAGCUAUAUCAGGUAUUUAUUUCAGUCACUGAGAUGGCUAUUGGCAGAGUUCCACAUACCAAAACUAAAGAGAAACUCAUGAACAGAUUAAAAAAAAAAAAGACAUGGAGGAAAGAGCCCUGUGCUUCCUCUUCUGAUUUCUUCCUAAACACAUACUGAUGAUAAAAAAAGGAGCAGUGCACUCAGAUAGCACUCUCUGGCUUCUUUUUUUGUGGUCAGGGAGAGAAUUGGGCAACUUUAUGUAAUCCUUUCUAUAAGACUGUGUUUGAACUUUGGGGAGAUUUCUCUAUAAUAAUCUCUUAACACUUUAGUCAGAGAGCGUAACUUAAGCCAAUAAAUACUUUGAAUUUUGAACUUCAUAGUUGUUACAAUGCUCUGCUUAUUUAUAUUACAAUAUGGAGCAUUUGGCCAGAGUAGUGAGAAUAAGGUAGAUAGAUAGGUGUGGGGAGGAAUUAAGAAGACUGAACUGGUUGGCACCUGACUGGGUGAGGAAACAGGAAAGGAAUUUCUGGCCAUGAAGUUUGUGAUUCCACAUCAAGAUCAUUCUUUAUGAUGGAAUAACCACCCACCCCAGUCGAGAGCCAGAAUUCCUCAGAUUCUUCCAACCAGAGGGGCCCUGGCACAUUAAACAGUCUGUUAUGAUAUCUGAACACUUAAGUGAGUGUAUUUGGCCAGGGAGACUUGCUAGUGAAAUUGAUCUUGCCUUCCCUGGGUUUUUCCAGUUGUACUGAAUAAUUAAAGGAAAAUUAAGACCCAGAUUCCCUGAAAUGUUAAGUAUCAGAUCUGUAAGCGGAUCAUACCUUAGGAUCACAGCGUGUCAGAGUUAGAAGGGACCUUAAAAUUCAUCCUAAACAAACUGAUAGAGGAUUUGUUUCCCCCAAAUCCUUGCCAAAUGAUUGCAUGAAUUUCUGCUUAAACACCUCCAGGGUCAGGAAAGUCAUUGCUUUAGGGGACACUCUAUUCUUUGAAUAGCUGUGAGAAAGCUUUUUGUUGGUUCCAAAUCUGCCCUUGAAUCUUAGUGUGCCAGCUUAAGGAGACAUCCAGAACAAGCCUCCUUCCUCCCACAUCCCAGCCCAUCAGACACUUCAUGUUCAUCACAUUGCCUGGAACCUUCUGUAGGUCAAGCAUUCUUGGUUCUUUCUACUGUUUGCUCCUCAGGGGACAAGGUUCCUAGUGUCUUGUAGUAUAGCACCAGGAAGACUCAGGAUUCUGGGAUGGCUUCUUUAAAACUUUCAGAACUAAAGAAAAAGUUAGAAAGGCUAUCAAGACACAAUCUAGUCUAUACCUUUCCCUUUCAGUUUACAGAUUGGGAGGUAGUCUUUUGGAUUUGAGGGGCAGAAUUGAUCAGUCUCUUUUGAAUUGAGAAAUGAAGUAUAACACAUUUUUGUCAGUGAACGAUCUUUUUUAAGUUGCUUAAUUCUUUUUUUUUAAGAACUCAUGACCCAGAGAUCAAGAGUGGCAUACAUGAAAAAAAAAAAAAAAGAGUGGCAUAUGUGCUCUACCGACUGAGCCAGGCAGGUGUCCCUUUAGUUGCUUAAUUCUGACUAUAGGCUUCAGCCUACACCUCAUUUUUGCCAAGGACCUCUCCGGCUCUCUAAGUUAAGCCUAAGGCUCAACUCGGGGGUUCACUGCCAGAUCUCCAUCUGCAACUCUUGGCUUCACUCACUGUCUGUGUAAAGGAUAGAAAUAACUUUUACAUAAGUUUAACCAUCUAUAUUGACCACAUGGUUGAAAAGAGAUUCAGAAAUUUUAAUAGACUUUGUUGCUUUUCCUUCAUAAAAUCAUAAAGUGACCAUCACAAAGGGAGCCGAAUAUUGCACCCCUUCAGAAAUGCAGCUGCCUCUGUUGGACAGUUUCCUGGGUUGCCCUUUGUACUUUCCCGGUUUAACAGUCACCAGGUGAUUAGAUGGCUUUUCUAAAAGCCAAAAAGCUGUGGCCCGAAUUGUGGGCCGCUUUUCUCUCGUAUUUUCCGUUUUGAGACUUGAAAUACAGACACAUGCUUUUGAGCUGGCUCCAGGGAGGCUCAGGUUUCCUUGGAUGUGCGCAGCAAUAAAGGAGCCCAGGUGUUAGGGCGUGGGUCUCCGCUGCCGGCGUCUCCACCGCCCCGCCCCCCUUCCUCAGUCAUUGCCACCUCUCAAGUCUGCAGGCAGAGAAAUUCUGGUGGGAGGAUGGACCAAGACCUGAUGUACAGAGAAGGGAAAGGGAGAAGGUGCCUAGAGUUCAUCCAGUAACUUGGCCUCUGGGCGUAACAGAAUGCCUUCGGGUAUCAGGAAAGUGCCGGGUUUAAGGCUAAUGUUCUUGGGCCCGUCAGGGGCGCGCUAAAGGUGACAUUGGAGGGACUAGGACAGCCUUUGGUGGUAGAGCUGGAGCCAAGAGCCAUGCGUGCGGCCCGUCGCAGCCGGCGCAAGCCCGCCGGCAGAUGUGGCCCCGAACGGCCCCUGCCAGAACCCGCUGGCUGUGAGGAGGCGGGGGCGCCCCUCUGGGUUCGCUCGUCCUUGGGCUGGGCUCGGAGCCCGGCGGGUCCGGACGCGGCGGGGGCGGAAGGGGCGGCAGGGGGUCGGGCCAGAGGGAGAGGGCGGGGCUUUCCUUUGUCAGGGGAUUUGCGCGGCGCGGCCGAGCCUCGCGCGGGUACCGCCCCCCUCCUCUCGCCCUCUCGGGGGGCGGGGCUCUCCCUCGGGCCCUGGGGCGCGGUGGGCGUGGGCUUGGUGAGGCGAGCGGCUGGCGCCCGGACUCCCUGGCCCCGAACCGCGCGGAAGCGCCGCCCCUGCCGCCUCGGCCUCCAAUCCUCUCCGCGGCCCCCUCCCUCUCCGCUCGGGUCGCUCCCUUUCCUUGCUCCCGCCGCGGCUCUGCCUCCGCCCUCCUCCCCUUGGCUCUCCGCGUCGCGCUCCCGGGCUUCCAGGGGGGCUGCCCGGGCGGGGCGGCGCGGCGGCGCGGGGAAGGGGGAGGAGAGCCGCCCGCCAGCCCAGCACUUGCAGCGAGCGGCGGGCGAGCGGGCCGCUCUGUGCGAGGGAGGAGGGCUCGCCCCCGCCCGGCCCGAGCGGAGCCUUUUGUUCCCAGCCAGAAGUUUGCAUGCCGGGACCGUAACAGCUGCGGGCGGGGAGGACGGCGGGGCCGCGGGGCCGGCGGUGGCGGAGAAUAGAGGCGGCUGCUUGACAUGCAGCCCACGGCGCGGCGGCUGCAGGCCGGGGACUGGCGGCGGCGGGGGAGGCGGCGCCCACAGCACGCGGGACUCAGCUGCCGGAGGGACAAACUAACUUCCUGAGCGCGGGACUGGAGGCCGGCGGCCCGGAGCCACCUGCCAGGCUGCGGUGAGGCAUCCCUGGCUCUCGGGGCGCGCGGCAUGGCGCGGGGGAGUGGGCCGCGCUGAGCGAGCGCUUGGACCGGCCCUCGGCCGCUGCUGCAGCCUGCCGGCCUCUCAAAGGCCCGGCGCCGGGCUCCACUUGCCUUGUUUUGCGGCCACGGCGCUGGCUGUUCUGGGAGCCACAACAAUGCCAUGAUGUUUUGGAGACAGGAAGCCCCAAGCUGGCCCCGAAUGAAGGACUUCCUGUGUUUAAAGUUGCAGGAAUAUCCGCCGACCAGCCCAGUUCAAAUGCAAACACCCGAACUAGGGAGGACGAAUGGCUAAUUCAGACCAGCUGGACUCUCCAGGACUGGAACUGAGAAUAAAAUGAAAGGAAUUCUUAGGAGCUUGGGCCAUACUUGAAGACUGGAGAGACUGUGCCAUUGUUAUUAAAGGACACAAUUGGUAUAAAGCUUCUUCCAACUCUGGGUGAGAAGUGAGUGGAACUAGAUUCUGAAAAAGACUUGUCAAUAUCAGAUGGGUUUUUUGUUGUUGUUGUUUGUUUUAAUGACUGAAUUAGAAAGAGCAGUGCUCUUAAAAGACACACACACAAAAGAAGCCAUACAAGGAAUUAUUUUAUGUUUGUUGACUAAAUUAUACCACUUAACUGUCUGCAACUAUGAGGCUGUUAGCCUGUGAGGAAAAAGCUGUUUCUCUUAGAGCUUCUCCCAGAAUGGUUUCAGAGUUGGACUUGCAGGCCUUUCUGGAAGGCAGAUCGAAUUGGUGGUCCCCGGUUGUGAACAUGUAAAAGGAUUUUAACUUAUCCAGAAUGCGUUUUUGGGUAAUUGGUGAAAAACUUUUAAAAGGUUGAUACUUCAUCUUGAUUGAAAAAGUAUGGGUAAGCCACUCAGCAGACCAGACUGUUUAAGGCAGAACCCCACCUGCCUGGGGAAAGGAGAGGAAGAGGAUGGCUAUAUAGAGGAUUGUUAUGUUCCACAACGAUCUAUAUAUGAUACAAUGAGGAUAAAUGAACAAAUUGACCAGGGGUCAAAGCUUAAUCAGACAUCGAAAAGCACCAUGGAAAAGGUGGAAGGAAGUACCGUAUCCAGCAAUGGUACGUUAGGGGCAGCAUCUAAUGUGUUUGAAUCUAGAGCCCCAGAAGGCAAAAAGCUGGAUGAAAGAAUAAUUUUUGAUGCACUAAAGUUAAGCAGUGAUGUGCAGAAGUCAGCACCCGUGCCACCCAGAAGGCGACCAAAUGCAGAACGCAAAGACAAUGUUAACAGGAGAUCAUGGAAGUCCUUCAUGCCACCUAAUUUCCCAGAAUUUGCAGAAAGGAUAGAAGCUUCUCUCAGUGAGGUUUCGGAAGCUGGUGCUUCAAAUCCUUCGUUGCAAGAGAAGAAGGAAUCCAGUUCUGCAUUAACAGAAAGUUCUGGUCAUUUGGACCACAGGGAACCUCAGUCAGAGUCAGUGACUCUGGAACAUGUGUCCAAAUCCAUAGAGACUCCAGAAGUGCAGGAUAUGAAAAUUUUAAGCGGAGAGUGCCAAGACUUCAGAUCGCAGCCGCACGGUGAGCGUUCUCCCCAUGAAUUCCAGCCUUUAGAAUCAGAAGCUGCAGCAGCAAGUGGUAACACAGAUGUAAUGCAGGAACACAGAUUCUCAAGUGCAACCUGGCCCAGAGCCACGAAAAGUUUAGCUAAGGGAGGCUUCAGUGAGAAGCAGCACCCCCUUGGGGACACAGCCUGCACUGUGGAAAUGCCACCUCUCUCCCCUUGCCUGAGUGAAGAGCUGUUGGAUCCAGAAUUACAUAUUUUCAUAACUCCCAGCCUGAGAGAGAAAACAGAGUCUGAGCUAAAGUUUGAGGAGGAUGAGCGGUGGAUCAUGAUGGAGGCUGAGGAGGAGUGGGAGGAAGAGAAGCUGUCAGAGAGAGGAAAGAUUUUUCUAACGGCAGAUGAGAAAAAGACCAGCCUGGCAGAUAUUUUUGAAGAAGGAGAACAGGCAAACACCGUAGCAGUGGCAGAGGAUGGGGCCAGUUGCUCAGCUGCUGUCCUGAGCACUUUUGACCACUUAGCUCUUGGUCAGAUUGGUUGCUCUGAGGACCUACAAUCAGAUAAGAACUAUCUGGCUUCUGUUCUCGAGGAUAUACCUCUGGAUUACAGUUGUGGUCUCACAGGUGAGAGUGCUGUAGGUGAGCUGACAAACAGAACUGCUCAGGGGCUGGAGGGUCUCGUUUCCAACUUAGAAUGUACUGUCGGUCCUAGUGAUUCAGAGCAGCUCUCUGACACAGAUUCAGUGCAGAUGUUUCUUGAACUUGAAAAGGAGUGUUUAUGUGAAGAAGGAGUAACUCCUCUGGCUGAGCUGGAGAAUCAAGCCUCUUCCGAAGGGCUGGCCCCAUCCCAGGCUGCAGAAAAUGCACUUGUAAUUAGUCAUUUUCCAGGGGCUGCCUUAGAAGAGGAACACAUAGGCCUUUUAGAUGUAAGGGUGAAAGACUCUGAUACUGGAUUGAAUUAUGAAUAUUUUAAUGCCCUGGAUUCUUCUCAGGUGCCUGAUGCUAUGGAACUUAUUGUCUACUCUAAUACCAAGAGAGACACUUCCAUUGCUAGUGAGGAGGAGCGUGAAAAAGUGCCUUCUAGCCCCAAGACUGCAGGGGAAUUUAAGUUCAGACACCCAGCUGAUCUGGAGUCACUGGGAAAGCUGGACCCAGGAGGACUGCCCAACUCCGAUCACAGGGCUUCCCAGGAAGACAACUUAUUAGGCUUUGUAGCUGAGCUGGCCAAAGAAAAUGGCAGUUUGUCCCAGGUAGACUGCAGUCCCUCUGAGGGCAAUGUUGACGAGUAUGUUGAGAGGGUCCCCCUCAAUUGUGCUUUUAGCUAUGAACUAACAGAUGUUACCUCAGGAUCCGAAGUAGAGGUGUUCUCAUAUGGUUCACAUUUACUAACAGAUGAGAUUCAUUUGGAAAGUGAGAAAGGAGCUAUUAAUCAAGAAAAUAGCAGUCUGACUUCCUUGGGAAAUGUGGAUCCUUGUGAAUUGUCCAAGGACAAAGUGUGUGAUGAGGAUGGGGAGGGGCAAGAGCUGAGCUACGAAGACAAGCUUUUGGAGGACCAAGCCCCAGCACACGUUCACAGAGCCUUCCCGGAGCAGAUCUUCCAGGAUUUCCAGAAGUCCGCAGAGUCAGAUACUCUGAAUCUGCCCCUGCUAGUUGGUGGCCUAGGACAUAGCAGAGGUGGAGUGGAAGCUGUAAAUGAUUCAAAGCCCAAGCUGAAUGUGGCCUCGUCAGAAGGCGAGGAGACAGAAAUGAGAGAUUCAGAAUCGUUGCUGAGUAUCUUUCUGGAGGAACAAGUUACCGAGGCCAGUAGUACUGAACGAGUUUUGGAGGAAUGGAUACCUGUCCCACGGAAGCCUGCCCCAGCUGCUGCAGUGCCCACUCCAGAAGAUGCCCUAGAUGCUGCAGUGCUCGUCCCAGCGGCCCAUGUCCCGGUUGCUGCGGCGCUUGCCCCAGAGGGAGCUGCUGGGACUGCUGCAGUGCCUUUCCCGGAGGCAGACGUCCCAGUUGUUCCGGGGGCUGCCAUAGAGGCACAUGUCCCUGUUGUUUCAGUGGUCACUGUAGAGAAGGAUGUCCCGGCUGCUGCCCCAGCUGUUGCAGUGCCUGCUUCUGAAGGGACUGCUCCAGCUGCUGCAGUGCCCACCGCAAGGGAUGACAUCCCAGAGGGAUCUGUCACCCCGGCUGCUGCAGUGCCCACCCCGGAGGAUCCUGUCACCCCAGCUGUUAGAGUGCCCACCCCGGAGGAUCCUGUCACUCUAGCUGAUAGAGUGCCCACCCCAGAGGAGCCUGUCACCCCAGCCUCUGUAGUGCCCACCCCGGAGGAUCCUGUCACCCCAGCUGUUAGAGUGCCCACCCCGGAGGUUCCUGUCACUCUAGCUGAUAGAGUGCCCACCCCAGAGGAGCCUGUCACCCCAGCCUCUGUAGUGCCCACCCCGGAGGAGCCUGUCACCCCAGCUGUUAGAGUGCCCACCCCGGAGGUUCCUGUCACUCUAGCUGAUAGAGUGCCCACCCCAGAGGAGCCUGUCACCCCAGCCUCUGUAGUGCCCACCCCGGAGGAGCCUGUCACCCCAGCUGUUAGAGUGCCCACCCCGGAGGUUCCUGUCACUCUAGCUGAUAGAGUGCCCACCCCAGAGGAGCCUGUCACCCCAGCCUCUGUAGUGCCCACCCCGGAGGAGCCUGUCACCCCAGCUGUUAGAGUGCCCACCCCGGAGGUUCCUGUCACUCUAGCUGAUAGAGUGCCCACCCCAGAGGAGCCUGUCACCCCAGCCUCUGUAGUGCCCACCCCGGAGGAGCCUGUCACCCCAGCUGUUAGAGUGCCCACCCCGGAGGUUCCUGUCACUCUAGCUGAUAGAGUGCCCACCCCAGAGGAGCCUGUCACCCCAGCCUCUGUAGUGCCCACCCCGGAGGAGCCUGUCACCCCAGCUGUUAGAGUGCCCACCCCGGAGGUUCCUGUCACUCUAGCUGAUAGAGUGCCCACCCCAGAGGAGCCUGUCACCCCAGCCUCUGUAGUGCCCACCCCGGAGGAGCCUGUCACCCCAGCUGCUGCAGUGCCCACCGCAACGGAUGACAUCCCAGAGGGAUCUGUCACCCCGGCUGCUGCAGUGCCCACCCCAGAAGAUCCUGUCACCCCAGAGGAGCCUGUCACCCCGGCUGCUGCAGUGCCCACCCCGGAGGAUCCUGUCACCCCAGCUGUUAGAGUGCCCACCCCGGAGGAUCCUGUCACUCUAGCUGAUAGAGUGCCCACCCCAGAGGAGCCUGUCACCCCAGCCUCUGUAGUGCCCACCCCGGAGGAUCCUGUCACCCCAGCUGUUAGAGUGCCCACCCCGGAGGAUCCUGUCACUCUAGCUGAUAGAGUGCCCACCCCAGAGGAGCCUGUCACCCCAGCCUCUGUAGUGCCCACCCCGGAGGAUCCUGUCACCCCAGCUGUUAGAGUGCCCACCCCGGAGGAUCCUGUCACUCUAGCUGAUAGAGUGCCCACCCCAGAGGAGCCUGUCACCCCAGCCUCUGUAGUGCCCACCCCGGAGGAUCCUGUCACCCCAGCUGUUAGAGUGCCCACCCCGGAGGAUCCUGUCACUCUAGCUGAUAGAGUGCCCACCCCAGAGGAGCCUGUCACCCCAGCCUCUGUAGUGCCCACCCCGGAGGAUCCUGUCACCCCAGCUGUUAGAGUGCCCACCCCGGAGGAUCCUGUCACUCUAGCUGAUAGAGUGCCCACCCCAGAGGAGCCUGUCACCCCAGCCUCUGUAGUGCCCACCCCGGAGGAUCCUGUCACCCCAGCUGUUAGAGUGCCCACCCCGGAGGUUCCUGUCACUCUAGCUGAUAGAGUGCCCACCCCAGAGGAGCCUGUCACCCCAGCCUCUGUAGUGCCCACCCCGGAGGAGCCUGUCACCCCAGCUGCUGCAGUGCCCACCGCAACGGAUGACAUCCCAGAGGGAUCUGUCACCCCGGCUGCUGCAGUGCCCACCCCAGAAGAUCCUGUCACCCCAGAGGAGCCUGUCACCCCGGCUGCUGCAGUGCCCACCCCAGAGGAGCCUGUCACCCCAGCUGAUAGAGUGCCCACCCCAGAGGAGCCUGUCACCCCAGCUGCUGCAGUGCCCACCCCUGAGGAGCCUGCAGCCCCAGCUGAUAGAGCGCCCACCCCAGAGGAGCCUAUCACCCCAGCUGAUAGAGCGCCCACCCCGGAGGAGCCUAUCACCCCAGCUGAUAGAGCGCCCACCCCGGAGGAGCCAAUCACCCCAGCUGUUAGAGCUCCCACCCCGGAGGCACCUGCAGCCCCAGCUGCUGCAGUGCCUGCUGUUGAGGAAGUAUUCCCUGCUGGUGUACCCUUCCUGGGAGAUACUGCCCACACUGAUCCAGUGCCUAUCUCAGAAGAAGGAGCUCCUGUUCUAGAGGAGGCUUCCCCCGCUAGAAUGUGGAUCAAGGAGGACCUUGAUUCCCCAGGAUUUGGAAUAAAAGAGGUGACUGGCACAGGGCUGCAUGGGAAAGUGCCUCUGGCUGCAACUGAUGGAUUAAAUUCAAAUGAGGUAAUUGUUGCUCAUUUCGUUGGGAAAGGAUCUGGGGAGUAAAGUGAGAUUUCCAAGUUCUCUGACUUUGUAGUGAUUAGAAAGGACACAGUCCUUUCUUUGGUUCUCUUUGGGGGCAAUGGGCUUUUCUGGUCUUUCUGUUGCAUUUAUGGCGAGAAUAUGUCUUACUUUCAUUUGGUGAAAAAUUUUACAAUUCGUACUCUGUUUUUUUAUUCAGUGAUAAGCCAAGCCCAAGGAAAACAGGGAUGUAAACAGUUGUUGGUUUACAUUUUGGAAAAAGAUUAUUAGCAGGAAAGGGUGAUUGUGCUUUUGAAAAUGGUAGUGAGCAUGUUGUGUCCUAAAUCAAGAGGCUGCUUUUUAAUCGGUGAUGUCAGCAGUGAGGCUGGGGCUGGAGUGUGGGCUUUGGAGAGAGAGCUGGGAUACUUCUUAGCACUUGGCAAGUUAGAUGUCCUGAAUCGCUGGUUUGCUCAUUUACUAAGGCAGAAUCCUGUGAGGAUAAUGAGAUAACCCGUGAAAAACACCAAGUGUGGGAGAUUUCAAUCACUGUCACUAUCCUCCCCCUCUCUCUUCCCCAGAGCUGUGUUGGUUAGUUGAAAGAAUUCACCAGAACAGGUUGGGUGAAAGCAAUAGCUAGAAGUAUGAAUAACAGCUUUUUAAUACAAACGUAUGUUUCUUAAAGUCAGAAUAAGUUAUAAUAAUGCUUACAAAAAGAGAUAUUUUAGCCAUCUUGUCAAACUUUGUGUCCUGAAGCAAGUCACUCUUUUUUUUCCUGGACCUCUUGUUUCCUAAUCCAUAAAAUAAGGGAAUUGGACUAAAUGUCCUUCUGCCUCUCUCUUAGCUCCAAGGUUCUAAGCUUCUUAAUGUUAGAGAAUGGAAUGUGUUAGGGAACUGAUGGGAACAGUGUUCACAUCCUUGAGCACUCCUAGUGAAAGACAUUUAAGAUUGGCUGCCUUCUACAGUUCACUGCCCCAGUGUCAUUUGGUCAGUGGUGGGGAUGAAGGAGGUAGAAGUUUCAUCUAUCUAAUACAGUCGGGGAUUACUGAGUACAGAGGUGGUUUUGAUUUUAUACCUUCCCCAUAACAGUGGCUUCCUUGUAGUAGGCAUUCACUGUUGACUGACGGAGUGAAUGUCAGUCUCCUGAAUAUCUGUGAUUGCUACAGAGGGAUGGGGUUCUCACAUCCACCCCGUGGCAGAGCCUUUCCGGGCAGCCUUGUUGGCUAGAGCACCAAUUAAACCUGCAGCUUCCAGCGACAAAAAGUCAUUUUGAUUGCAGGCCACAAGCUGCCAACUUCGCUACAGAUCCUCCUGUUUAGCUGAGUGGUGGUGGUAUCACCUUGGGCUUCACCAAAUAUUUUGUAACAUAGCAUCCCAUUAAGCUAUAAUGUGUCACCUUUCAGACUGAUGGAAUGAUCUGUUUUCUGAGUUUUAACUGAAUUUGGGAAUGACACCAAAAUCCCAGAAGUCACAGGCAUUCUUUAUUAUACAGAAUAUUUUUAGUAUAAAGCCUGCAGCAAUAAUCAAUGAAGUAUAGGGAUUAAAUUUGUAAGGAGCUGAUCAGAUCUGCAUAAAGGAAAAAUUCGGAGGAAUCCUUAGUAUCAGUCUCAGAUCUGUUUCCUCACCUACAAAAUUAGUAAAUGAGGUUAGAUAAUUUCUGAGGCUCCCUUCAGCUACAGGAGGUAAUCAUUUUAUGAAAUACCGCUUGAUAAAAUGACAGGAGAAGGCAGUGGUGGGUUGCAAGUUUGUCCAUUAUCCUUGAAGUAUGGUUACUUUAUGGAAUAUCUGUACGUAAGCUGAUGUCUGAAUUUGUGUGUAAAAGAAGAAAUUUGAGCCAUCACCCCAGCCAGGAUGUUAACCAAAAAGGAUGUAGAGAGGCUAUUUUGAAAAUCUUUAUUGAAACAAAACAGGUAUCAUUACAGAGGUAACAUAAGUAUACAGAUUUUGCUAAACUGGUGAAAUAUUAUCGAGAGAAAAAGUUUUUCCAAGAUGAGAGCUGUAUGGAUUUCAUUUCUUCCCAAAGGGGUCCUAGAGGCAACUGAACCUGUCAUUUUAAUACAUAAACACUUAGAACUCAGCAAGUGAUCAUACCUGAAAUGUGAUUUAGAUUUUGUGUGUUUGUGCAUAUAUACAAAUGCACACCUGUAUACAUGAUUAAAAUAGAUAAAAAUUUUUCUCUCUUUUUAAAAUAUUUAUUUAUUUGAGGGAGAGCACGCAUGCUCAGGAGCGCACAGGGGAGGGAGAGGGAGAAGCAGCCUCCCUACUGAGCAGGGAAGCCUGAGACUGGGGAUGCGGGCUCCAUCCCAGGACCCUGUGAUCAUGACCCAAGCGGAAGGCAGCCGCUUAACCCACUGAGCCACCCAGGCGCCCUGAUACAAAGUUUCUAAUAGCAUUAAUGAGCGAUUGGUAGAAGAACCAAAAAUGCUAGAACUUGUUUGCUAUCCCUUUAGUGAGAUCCUAGGCCCACUGAGAGCAAUCUGUGGUUAUUUAAACCCUCUUUUCUUUUGCAGACUUCUUCAAUCUUAUUUCCAAUGGAAGACAAAACAAUCUUUUAAUAUAAAUUAGAGGUUCUGUAAAAUUCAAAAUUUAC
Ailuropoda melanoleuca (giant panda) is the source of this 13662-nucleotide messenger RNA. RefSeq lists its product as uncharacterized. Lineage: Eukaryota; Metazoa; Chordata; Mammalia; Carnivora; Ursidae. The record is from RefSeq and is a predicted model, not a curated record.